Molecule: messenger RNA, 521 nt
Organism: Nezara viridula (southern green stink bug)
Lineage: Eukaryota; Metazoa; Arthropoda; Insecta; Hemiptera; Pentatomidae
Source: the annotation of a GenBank genome assembly
UUAGAAAAGUUUUGCCAUUAAAGAAUAAUCUCACUGUCCAGAAAAUAGAAAUUCUUCAUUAUUCGAACAAAAAACUAUGCGAAGUGAUGAAAGACUUGAAUAACAUUUAUAAAUUACAGCUUCUUUGUACUGCAUCUGGUUGUUUCAUGAAAAUGUUGUUCAAUAUUUAUUUCGCAAUGUUUGGACAACGAUUUGACUCAGUGAAGAAUAUAUUGCAAUCUAUCGAAAUAAUUUUAUGGACUUUUUAUUACCUGUUGAGAUUUUUAACCACAACUAUCACUGCAUCACUUACAAGCAAAGAGGCUAUGAAAACAAGAACUAUUGUAGCUCAUAUUAAUUCCAGACACUUAUCUAAAGAAAUACAGGAAGAGCUAAAUUUAUUUUCGAAUCAUAUUUCAUCAAUGGAAAUGAAAUUCACAGCUUGCGGUUUACUAACAGUUAAUUCGAGAUUGAUAACUGCUGCUAUAGCGACUGGUACAACAUACCUUGUUGUUUUGGUGCAAUUUAGACCUCAAAUAUAA